AUGUUAUCAGGUGUCGGACCUAAAUCUCAUCUUGAAGAGUUCGGCAUCGAAGUAAAGGCUGAUUUGCCCGUCGGAGAGAACCUUAUGGAUCACGUGUCAGCAAUUGUUGGUAUCACUUUAAAGGAAUCUGAUGAAAAAGUUUUACCCAACACCAUGCAAUUCCCUGUCCCGAUGACGACUGGUUACGUGUCACUCGACGGCACUGAAGACCCCACAUACCAAUCAAUUAAUCUGUACUUCCCUCACGAUAAUGCUGGUCUUCUGCAAUUGUGUGCAUUUGCUUUCAAGUACAACAACACUGUAUGUGAGGCGCUGUACAAAGCCAAUACCGGCAGAGACUUACUUUUCAGUGUUAUUAACCUGAUGCACCCCGAGUCCUCUGGCUCAGUCCGUCUGAACAGCGUCCACCCUGCCGCUAACCCGACCAUCAAUCUCGGCCACUUGUCCAACCCUAACGAUCUGGACAACCUCGCCAAAUCCCUGCAAGACUUCGUGACUUUGUUAGAUACUUCUUACUUCAAAAACAUAGGUGCUAAGUUGGUUGAUAUCGACUUGACCUGCAAUAGUUUGGACCGCACUAGCUUCGAGUUCUUCAAGUGCUAUGCUAGAUGGAUGUCGGCGACUAUGUGGCAUUACAGCAGUACUUGUGCUAUUGGUAAAGUUCUGGACAGCGACAUGACAGUGAAAGGUAUUCAGAAUCUUCGAGUUGUGGACGCUUCAGCCAUGCCUUACACCGUCACGGGCAAUAUCAUAUCGAACAUCUAUGCCAUGGCGGAGAAAGCAGUAGAAAAUAUUAAGGCAAAAUGGUGUUUAAGCUGA
Manduca sexta (tobacco hornworm) is the source of this 819-nucleotide messenger RNA. Its product is annotated as neither inactivation nor afterpotential protein G-like. Bases 1 to 819 code for a protein of 272 amino acids. Gene Ontology annotation, molecular function: oxidoreductase activity, acting on CH-OH group of donors; flavin adenine dinucleotide binding. The transcript has a single exon. The record is from RefSeq and is a predicted model, not a curated record. NCBI's taxonomy places the organism in Eukaryota, Metazoa, Arthropoda, Insecta, Lepidoptera, Sphingidae.